AUGGUGGAUUCGCGAUGUCACUCUUUCGAGGAUACUUCUUCCACCAGCAAUCACCACAUAACACUAACCUCCUUGUCCCAAUCCGAGUCUUCCCAAGAUGGUGGAUCUCUCAUAUUCACUGAAUUUGCAACCAUUAAUCUACGAUUAACCGACUCACCAGCCAGCUCUCAGAACUCUCUGCUCCUCAGACCAACGAUAAAAGCUGCCAACAUUGUGACGCACUUACAAGAGAACAGAGGCGCAACCUCUCCCCCCUCUGGCUCUCCACAACGAGGUCGGAGGCUAUCCAGGGGGACGCCAAAUGGGAAUGCAUCACGAGCGGCUUUUCGAAGUCCGAUCUCGCGGGACAGGUUCAUUCCAAAGCGGGAAUUUGGCAAUCAAUCGUCAACGUCCUAUCGUGUGAAUAAAUAUCCAUACCAGCUGUCUCCUCAAGAAAAAAUCCUCAGGCAGCGUCUUCCCGGAGAAGACCCGUUUCUCUCAUCACCUCGCCAGUCUCCAACUUCUCCCAGCCAGAGGUCAACCCCAACACGGCCUUCCCAAACACCACACCACCGGCCUCAUCUUGUCACUGAUUCCCUUGCCUUGGGUGGUGGUGUUGCUGGCAAUGAAUUCAUAAGAAGAGUCAGUGCAGGGGCUGUCUGGGGUGUUGGCGGAGCUUCUGCAGUUCUCGGACAGCCUCCGAUGGCCAUGUCAAAUGGGACGCGGAGCAUCUCCAGUCGAGGCGGAGGAUCUCCGGCUUUUAUGGCAAGAUUUUUGCCCAGAAUUACACGCCAUGACGACCUGAACAAGCAUGAGUCAAGACUUGCACUCGCCCUGGAUAUUGACCCGGCAACUAGGCUACUAAGUACAUGCGCAGCCCGUGAAGAAAAGUCUCCCAGUCCAGCAUCACUAAACUACGAACGAUACUCGCCGUUUGUGUGGAAGGAUAGUGCCUGGAAGAAAGUCGAACGGGCACACUGGCCGACGAAGCUUUCCAGACAAGAAGUCGUUCCACCCAAACCUUUUCGGAUCUUGGAUGCGCCUUUCCUACGAGAUGACUUCUAUUGCUCGACUCUGGCCUAUUCAUACACAGUUGGAGUGUUGGCUGUGGGUCUCGCCCAGUAUGUCUACCUCUGGUCCGAAGGCUCGGCUCUUGAUCAUCCACCAUUUGGAGAUGUUCAUCCCUCAAAUUACGUGACCUCUCUUUCGUUCUCUUCUGAAGAUGGAGGUCGGAGCAUCCUCGCCAUUGGCCGUCAGUCUGGUCAAUUAUCUCUCUGGGGCACCUUUGAGCCCAAGGUUCGCUUCGAGAUCAGCCAUCCCAAUAGCAUUUCUUGCGUCUCAUUCAAGCCCAAAACCACACGGAGAAUUUCAGAAAGAUACAACAACGUGAUAGUCAACGCAGAAGACUUGGCUGUCGGGGACGAACUGGGCAGUAUCUGGUACUACUCGGUUGAGUGGCCGGAGAUUAGUAGUAAAUGGAGUUGGACAGGAUCCAUGACACUGCUUGCGAAGAUCUCGGCACACUCCCAGCAGAUAUGCGGAAUGGCGUGGUCCCCAGAUGACCGUCUCCUUGCCACGGGCGGCAACGACAAUGUCUGCCUGCUGUUUGAACUGCGUGAAAUUGUUCAUUCAUCUUUCACUGACGCUUCCACGUUUCCCGUAUCAACUGAUUCAUCUGGUGGUGUGGGCGUACAUCCCACUCCAAGCCUUAAUCUGGGUACUAUGCCGCGACAAUCGCUUAACCGACAGCGUAUCGUGAGCGAUCUUCUCCCAUCAUGGUUUCACUCGCCACCUAUCAGGCCUUCUAUGGCAGCUCCCCUUCUCAGCCACGCAGGCACUCUGAUAUCCGGGAGGGGUAAAACUGUUUUGAUUCCUUCUAACCGCCAGAAGUACCGCUUGUUGCACUCGGCUGCAGUCAAGGCAAUUGCAUUUGCACCGUGGCAGCCAUCGCUACUAGCAACAGGAGGAGGGUCUAAUGACCGGUCAAUUCGAUUUUGGCACACUCGGACAGGAGUUUGUCUCGCGACAAUCAACGUAUUUGCGCAAGUGACUAGUCUGAUCUGGAGCCAAACUCGGCGUGAGAUCGUUGCAACCUUUGGAUACGCUCAGCCCGAUCACCCAAUCCGGAUCGCCGUCUUUGCGUGGCCCAGCUGCGCCCAGGUCGCCGUCAUUCCUUGGGGCCCGUAUGGAACCAGCUGGGAUGGACCCGAACAACCCAGCUACGACUGUGGACGUGCAUUAUGGGCAGUGAGCUAUCCAGGGCGAGCUCCUCGACCGCCGAGCAUCACACCAGAUAACUCUGACAUACUCACUCCACCGGCAUCGCGAUCGCCCACUCCUUCGCCGACACGAUCACAAUCUACAGAGCGUGGAAGUGGCCCGACCACCAGACGGCAGAGAAACUCGCGCGCCGUUCGGCCAAAGGAGAAAGAGGGUGGGAUGUGGUGCUCGCGUACCAUGCAAGAGGGAUGCAUUAUCGUCGCAUCCAGUGACCAGACCGUCAAGUUUCACGAAGUCUGGACGGGCCGUCGCACGAGUACUGGAUCUGCUGCGUAUGGCCUCUUCGGAGGUAGUGAUAUUCUCGAAGGCAUGGAGGGAAUUGAGAAGUUGGGUAAUGAAGUCAUUCGCUAG
Molecule: messenger RNA, 2610 nt
Organism: Penicillium daleae
Lineage: Eukaryota; Fungi; Ascomycota; Eurotiomycetes; Eurotiales; Aspergillaceae
Product: WD40 repeat domain-containing protein
Exons: 2
Coding region: 1-2610 (869 amino acids)
Biological process (GO): positive regulation of ubiquitin protein ligase activity; positive regulation of anaphase-promoting complex-dependent catabolic process; anaphase-promoting complex-dependent catabolic process
Cellular component (GO): anaphase-promoting complex
Molecular function (GO): ubiquitin ligase activator activity; anaphase-promoting complex binding; protein binding
Source: RefSeq, a predicted model, not a curated record